CCUUAGAAACCCGCCCCGGCUGCCCUUGUCAGCGGCUAAAGCAAGGAGCACGGCUGCUGGUUCUGGGGUUAGCACCACAGAAGGAUGGGGCCCGCAGCCUGGGCUCAGCAGGGAGACACAGAGAAGGUUAGGGUCGCGCGGAGAGGUGGCGUGUGACCAAAGAGUGUCUGGAAAAAUGGGCGAGCAGGUGAGCGGCAGCUAGAGCGACUCCCUCCCCGAGCCGGUCUUCCGUGGCGCACGUCGCGAAUCCUUGGCUGGCUCGGUCGACGGCAGCUGCAACACUGAGUGAGUCGCCAGCCAUGCAGAGCGUUGGGGACGCGCAAACCAACGCUGGCCUCAGCACCGGCAGUGUCCUGCCUCGCUGAGGUCGGAGGGGGCGCGGGAGCGCACUGCCAUGGCCAGGGAGGAGAGCAAGGCGCUGCUGGACGCGCUCAACAAGACGACCGCGUGCUACCACCACUUGGUGCUGACGGUGGGCGGAUCGGCGGACUCGCAAAACCUUCGGGGGGAACUGCAGAAGACGCGCCAAAAGGCACUGGAGCUGGCUGUGGCCGCCGGCGGCCGGCUGACGGUCGCGCUGCGCGACAAGGGUCUGGCCAGCGAGGAGCGCGCAGAGUUCGAGCGCCUUUGGGUGGCCUUUUCCGGCUGCCUGGACCUGCUGGAAGCCGACAUGCAGCGCGCGUUGGCGCUGGGCGCCGCGUUCCCUCUGCACGCGCCCCGCCGGCCGCUGGUGCGCACGGGUGUGGCGGGCAGCUCCUCUGGGAUAGCGGCUCGCGCCCUGAGCGCCCGCAGCCUGAGGCACGAGGCAGAAGGCGACUUCGACGUCGCAGAUCUGCAGGAGUUGGAGCGAGAAGUCCUUCAGGUGGGCAAGAUGAUCAACGAAAUGGAAAUGAAAGUCAACGUGCCCCGCUGGACAGUGCAGGCCCGGCAGACGGCUGGCGCCGAACUCCUGUCCAGUGCCUGCGCCAGCGCCGUCUCGGCCGUGUCGCUAUCUGAACGCGCGGGGCCCUGUGACCUGAGAAAGGCCCUGGCUGCAACGGUGUUCAGCGCGGUGCUGCUGGCGGCUGUGGCUCUAGCCUUGUGUGUAGCAAAGCUAAGCUGACCCACACCUGCUGGUCUUCAUCACCGCCUCUCCCUCCGCGGAAACAAGACUCCGGAUGGGCUUGAGUUCCAGGUUGUUAGAGGAGCGGCACUAAAACACUGUGUGUGUCGUGGGUACCCGCACAUUUCAUGCACACUCCCGCAUACAUAACACAUGGCUUUUCUGUUGUUGGUCUGGGAGGAGUUAAAUUUUCCCGGGCGGACAGAGCAUUACAGCUAAUGUUUGCAGGAGCUUUAUUCUCUAUUCAUGGCAGAUGGCCCACAAUAACCCCAGAUUUCGCUGUGUUACUGGGGCACCGUUACACGUAAUCCUAAUUUGUUGCCCCCAACCCUGCCAAUGUCCUCCAUUGUCUACAUGUAACAGUUUGGGAAAGUGGGUGAGGUGGGAGGAAACCUGGAGGGCGCAGUGGUUUUGCUCUGUGUAGGUAGUUGUUCUGUUUCUUAGACAAGAAACAAAUUGCAAUAAGACAUGAACAGUUUUUAUUACCUUAAUCCUGUGGGGCCUAUGCUUAGAAGAGUGUGCAGCUAGAAGUUCAUAUAAAGUGCUUUCUGUGUGGUGCAUUAUUGUACUUCUUGGCAGAGUUUAUCCACUAGUCACCAAAAGCAGCUACAGAGAGCUUUGAAGUUGGGAGAUCUCCUAUCACCAUGUAGGGUCUGACCUUAUUUAGGAAACCAAAGAAGACGGUUUAACGCUGUAGCAGGAUUGUAUCGGCUUCACACCCUUGGCCUGCAGAAAAGAGCCCUUCUUAGCCAGCCCAGGAUGGGGGAAAGGAGUCAGGAUGCUUUAGAGAGAACCACAAAUAGGAAUGGACGCUUUCUCCUUCACAGGGGCUUAUUUUCAUUCCACAACUAAACCAAAGUGUUUGAUCCUCCUUUGAGGCAGGGCUGGAGAAUCCUCUUUGGAGUAUUUAAUCCUGUCUAUCCCCAGAAUUUGCUUACUGGCCAAUAGGAGAGAUAGCUUUGAAGGGAGCUGUGUAGCUCCCUGACCCCUACUGUUCCCAAAGAGGGUAAUGUGGCAUUACUGGCCUACAGAGGUUUUGGCCAAUCAGCUCUGAGACUGGGUUAGAAUUUGUAACAGCUUUAACUUGGAAUGUAAGAAGCUUUUUUUAGAAAUCGGUAAUCACCUGGAAGGAAAAAAAAAUCACAUCAUGCACUGUCAAAGCCAUUUUUUUUAAAAUAAAGGACAUUGGGCCACAAAUUCAUACGUGCCAAUGAGUAAAACACAGAACUUAGGUUACUGAAUAUUCAUCUGCAUCUAUUAAAAUCUAUAUUCUUAAAUAUAGAUUGAAUAUUGAGGUUGUAGCAUAAACUGCUGGUGUGGAUGACGGAAGUAAGUGGCCCUGACCAGUACAUAAGGAAAUGUGGAGAACACUUUUGGUCCCAUUUGCCUGAGCAAUGCUGCCCCCUUUUACUUGGAGUCCAGAGAGGGCUCUACCACAUUCCUGAGGGAAGUGAGGCUGAGAAAAUCGAUGUACAAAACUUUCUAAAGAUAAUUCAGAACAAAAGAGACCUUAAUUUGGCUGAAAUUUGAUGAAGGGCCUUUUUUCCUUUUGUACCCCAGAAGUGGGGAAGGGACCAGGUGGAGGGAACUGGCAGUUUUUCACAAGGGCAUCUUGGAAAGCCAAGGGCCAGAAUUAAAUAUUGUAGGGUUGCUGUCUGGGCACCCAGUCUUAAAGACCACUUUCUUUGCCCAUUCCCUCUCUCCUUCAGCCUAUAGAUUCCUAUUUGCAUGUGUAAGGAUCAUGCUUUUUUAAAGGGGGUUUGGGUGUGGCUCACUGGUAAAAUGCUUGCCUAUUCUACAGAAGGCCCUCUUUUUGUAAAAAGGUAAAUCAGAUCUACAAGACUUUUGAAGCUGAUCGGAGAUUGUCUCAAUACCAAAGGGAUGGAGAUGUAGCUCUGAGGGUUCAAUUCCCUGAGCCACAAAAAAAGAAAGAAAGAGAGAGAGAAGGAAGGAAGGAAAGAAAGAAAGAAAGAAAAAGAAAGAAAGAAAGAAAGAAAAAGAAAAAACUUUGUUACAACAUUUACUAAUAAGGCGAGCUUCUUCUGCCUCACUAUCUGGGUGAGUCUACAUAAGGGCCACACUUGGUUUUCUUGCACUGCCUGCCCAGGAUGUCUUUGGAGACAACACAGAAAUACUUUAAACUUCACCUCCCACUCAUGACGUGGAGUCUCUGAUACCUUCUCCAAAGUCUCCUCUCUCAUGCAAGAGAAAAUGGGGCAUUUAUAACCCUGUGUUGAAAAAUAUCCCAAAAACCAAAUCCCAGAUAUACUUCUAAAAUUACAGUUUCUAGGAUUUCAAUCUUCUGUUCUUUUCAGGGUAUUCUAUUUAUGAAAGAGUGAUGUUCAGAACGGCCUAUUUUUAAAAAACUCUCAGAAGGUAAUCCACUGAGAACAAAUGGGAUAAAUACAUUUUCUUCUCGCUCUUUCCAGCUACUUGGCAGUUCCUAGAGUUUUAAAUUUUACAUGCAAUCACAUGUGUAUCUGAUUCUGAGGAUUCUCUACCCAAGGAAAUUAGUAAAAAAAAUGUUGCAAAAAGAAAACGCUAAUCACAGUAAACAUACUCACUUGUGGACCUGUUACCCUACAAAAGUCUGAGUUUGAAUAUUUUAAGCAUUAGGAAUAUUUGAUAUCCUUUGGAGUUAUUAUAUCAACUGAUAAAACUUCUAUAUGACACAAGCAAAAUCACUUUCUGCCUUGUGCCAUAAGCGGCUCUCUACCUAAUAUCCUUGCUUUCAUUUCUAUAUAUAAUGCAAGAGAUUGCUUUCUGAUAGAAGCCUAAUUCAAUUUAGAUGUUUGGUAGGGAAGUGAUUGAUUUUCCAUGAAUAUUUGAUAUGGUCUUAUACUGUGAUAUGGGCAAUAGUAGAAUAUUUUAAAUGCAUUAGUUGACAUUAAAAAGAAGUUGGCAUGGCCAGGGACUUAUUAUAAUAUUUAUAGCAGAAAAAUACCUGGCUAUUUUUUAUAUAUUCUAAAAACCUAUGUUUUUAAAUGACACAAGGGAAAAACAUUUUUGCUAAGUAAAAGAUAAGAGCGUAAAUGUCAUGAUUUGCCUACAGUUAUACAGUAUGUAUAAAAGAUGUGUGAUAUUUAAUGACUAAAAAGGAUGUGUGAUGCUCUGAUGAAAGAGACCAGUUUGCAUGAGAACCCUGGUAAUGCUGCUGCUCUUCUCCAGUGUUCACAUUGAUCCAUUUUUAGCUACUUGGUCCUUUCUGAGAUUGUGCUUCUGUGUUCUGUAGUGAAUGCUUUGUAAGGGCGCAAGCCCCAGAGUGUGAGCCUGUGUGUCAGCCUGAGAAAAGAAGUGUUGUAGACUUCAUCUCCAGUUCGUCUGAGGUAUGCCUCUUUCCUCAGGGCUUAGCCAGCUGUGAUGGGCAGGGAACUCUGCCUCUCUCCAGGUACCUCAACAAGACAUUGACCUCCCUGUGCCUCAAAUCCUUCAUUUGUGAGUUGGGGUUCACAAAUGACUGAUUCACUCAAACAUCCCUUUAGAGCUUAAAAUGUUUAACGGAAUGCAGUAAAGAAAGGAUUAUAUGAUUGAUUGUUUGGCUUGGGGUUUGUUGCCUGUUAGCGUGGGUCCAUACAGGAAUGAAGUCUUACAGCUUAGUGAUUAUUGUCUAAAAUUAAUUUUUAAAGCAUAACAUUAAAUUCUAUAUUAAUUUUAAGAGAACUAACAAGUCUCACUUUGAUUUUUUUUUUUUUUUGCACAUCGGAAUUAGUAAAUGGACUUUAAAAAGCAAAUGUGGGCUAGAUGUAGUAGAACAUUUCCAUAAUCUCAAAACUCAGGAGGCUGAGGCAGGAGGAUCCUGAGUUCAAGCCCAAUCUAAUCUAUCUCAAAAACCAAUCACAACAACAAAAGCAAACGUGGGACUGGGGUUAUAGCUUGUUGGUAGAGAACUAGCCUACCAUGCUUAAGGGGCUGGCACCACAAAGAAAAAAAUAGUAAAUGUGUAUAUAUGCUAUUUAUUUAUAGUAUUUAAAUUAGAUAAAUAAUUUAAAUUCAGACUCUGAGUCCAAGUUAUGUAAGUGGCCUGUGAUGUGUGGUAAUCAGGCUUCCUAAAUGGAUUCUGGGAAAUUGUAGAUAAAAAUCCCCGUCACUUGUCACAAAGGCUGGAAGAAUAAUAGUAUUCUGUAAGUUGGCUACCUCAAAACUGUAACUGCAUUAGCUGCAGCAGUGGUUGCUUCUGUAUGUGACAUCAGAAAUACAGUGGGAUAAAAGGUUUCAUGUCUACUCUUUGACAUCUUAUAUUGACAGGUUAUAGAAUUUUUAUUAACAAGUGAAAAUUUGAAGAUAAUAUGCAACAUGUGUGACUUAGUGGGAAAAGGCACUCUCAAAUGAUUCAGUUAUCAACUUGUAAUGUUAAAAUAUUAUCCUUAACUUUCCUCACAUCUAUUUGAAUGAGUGAACAUCCUGAUCAACAUAUUUGUCCUUUAUAGAUUAUAUAACAUGAAGAGAUGUCCACAAAAACUCCCAGAUCAUAAAGCUCCAGGUCUGUUUCUACAAUUUGAUUACACUCAGCUUUUAAUGCAGGAAGGAAUCUAGGAGAAGUAGAUCUCUGGUUGCAGUCAUGACAAGCCAAAGUCAUAUUUCAAAUACUAUUUCUUCUGACUUUCAGAAACUGGCCAGGUGGAGAAGCUGUGGUCCUUUGUCUGUGAGGACAAAAUACAUUUCUCGUUUCUUUAUUUUUCGUCUCAUCCCAUAGAGCAGUGGUGGCGAACCAAGGUACCCAUGCCACAGCAAGCAAGCAGAGGCUGCUCUGUGAUGACAUCACAAGUUGAAUGAGUUAGUUUUUUCCUAAAUGAAAACCUCAGUAUUCAAGUUUAAUAGCAAUGCUGGCACUUUGCAAUAAAUAAGUGGAUUUGGGGUUGCAGCUUGGACACUUGCUCUCUACUAAAAGGUUCGCCAUCACUGCCAUAGAGGUCCCUGGUGUUUUCAGUUCAGUACUAUGAAACGUUGGACAUCCUCAUUGUUUGGUGUUUUUGUUGAGAAUUUGUAAAUCAUAGGACUGCGGACAUAUUAUGUGAUAGAAUUCUGAAUGGUAGAACUCUUGACUAGCAUGCAUGAAUCCCUAGGUUUACUCCCCAGCACAGCAAAAUGAAAACUUUAACACUUACAUCACCAGUAUAUAAAUAAACUAAGAGUGCUUCUGUUGUCAAAUGUGUUUUUUUAAAGAGUCAUUUUAAUAUUCUGGUGCUGGAAAGCAAAGUUGAGUGUCCCCUGCUUAUAUGUAUGUGUUAGGUAUGUGGAGAAGAUUUAUAAAGAAAUAUAGAGAAAUGAAAAUAUUUGUUAAAGUGGUGGGAUUAUGAAUGGUGUCUUUCAAUAUUUUAAUUUCAUGUUAUAUUGUUUUUACAAUAAAAUUUUGAAUUAUUUUA
This is a messenger RNA of Cavia porcellus (domestic guinea pig), 6465 nucleotides long. RefSeq names its product regulator of G protein signaling 9 binding protein (gene Rgs9bp). Gene Ontology annotation, cellular component: neuron projection. The record is from RefSeq and is a predicted model, not a curated record. The transcript has a single exon. NCBI's taxonomy places the organism in Eukaryota, Metazoa, Chordata, Mammalia, Rodentia, Caviidae. The coding region runs from base 395 to 1102 and encodes 235 amino acids. Gene Ontology annotation, biological process: detection of light stimulus involved in visual perception; G protein-coupled receptor signaling pathway.